CAAUCACAAAAUCAUUUAAUUUUUUCAGGUGAUAUCGCAGCAGAUCUUGAUGAAAAUGUCAACAAUGUUUACAGAGAUACCACUCCCGACCCACUGGAGACUUAUACUGAAGAUGUCACCGAUCCUGGAGAAAAUAGUACACCUGAAGAUCUUAGUACAUCGGUUACCAUUAAUGAUGAAACAUCCCAGAGUGAGAACAAUUCAAGUAACGUAACUGGACAGGAUGAUAGCGGUUCAGUAAAUCAACAGACUGGGGCUGAGGAUGAUCAAGAAAAUGCAGAUAACAAUUCAGACAACCAGUCUACGGGAACAGAAAGUGUACAAAAACAAAAUGAAAAUGAAUAUAAUGGGGCGGAAGUCCAAGAAAACAAUAACAACAAUGAAGAAGUAAAAGAAAUAGACCAUGAAACUAUUGAAGACCAAUCUAGUGAUCAGCAGCCUCAGCAAACACAAAAUACUGAUAAUGCUAAGGAAGGACAAAAAAAUAAAGCUGGACAAGAAAAUAAAGCUGAACGAGAAUCCGUGGAAGAUAAGCACAGUGAUAACAGUUACACAGAAGGAAAAGAAGAAGAAGGUAAUAACGAGAAGGAUAGAAGUGGAGACAAAAAUAAAGACAAAAAAUACAACGAAGAAAAUAAAAAAAAACAAGAUAAGAAAAGUGGCAGUGGAGAACACGAUGGAAAAAACAAAAAGGAAAUGGAGAAAAAAAAGAAAAGGCAGGAUGAAUUACGAAAAGAAGAAGAAAAGCGAAAAAAUGCAGAAGAGAAAUGGCAAGAAAAGCAAAAAAAUGCAGUAGAGAAAUGGCAAGAAGAGCGAAAAAAUGCAGAAGAGAAAUGGAAAGAAGAGCAAAAAGAUGCAGAAGAGAAAUGGCAAAAAAAUCGAAAAGAUGCAGAACAGAAAUGGCAAGAAAAGCAAAAAAAUGCAGUAGAGAAAUGGCAACAAGAGCGAAAAGAUGCAGAUGAGAAAUGGCAAGAAGAGCCUAAAGAUGCAGAAGAGAAAUGGCAAAAAAAUCUAAAAGAUGCAGAACAGAAAUGGCAUGAAAAGCAAAAAAAUGCAGUAGAGAAAUGGCAAGAAGAGCGAAAACAAGCAGCAGCGAAAUGGCAAGAAAAGCAAAAAGAUGCAGAAGAGAAAUGGCAAAAAGAGAAGGAGAAUGCAGAAGAGGAAUGGCAAGAAAAAUUGAAGAAGCUUAAAGAGGAGACGAGAAAGAAAGAGAAUGAACUGCAGGAAAAACUGCAGGAACAAAAAGAAAAGAGACGAUUCGAGGCGAAAAAACAACAGGAGGAAGCAGAGAAAAUGAAAAAAUGGAAUGAAAAUAUCAAAAGGAAUAUUAUCAAAAAGAAAAUAGAAAUAAGACAAAAACAACUGGAAAUAUUAGCGGCAGCUGAAGUAUAUUCGUGGUAUUUUUGUGACCCCCAACUUUGCGAAUUACAAUGUGUUGACAAAGGUAACCAUACAGGAUAUUGCUACCCCAGAAAAAUAUGUAAUUGUGUCUGAAGUGUAAAAUGAAAUUCAAUUAUGACGGGUUUUUAUAAAAAUAUAAUUACAUGAAUAUUUAUUAUAAUUUCAUAGGUAACAGAAAAAAUACAUAAUAACAUUAUCAAAUGCAAAAAAUACUCCUUCAUUUGUUAAAUGCAAUAAGUCAUAAAAUUGUAUAUUAAAAUGGGAAUGCUAUCAAAUAUCUA
Messenger RNA from Leptinotarsa decemlineata (Colorado potato beetle), 1682 nucleotides. RefSeq lists its product as uncharacterized. Lineage: Eukaryota; Metazoa; Arthropoda; Insecta; Coleoptera; Chrysomelidae. The record is from RefSeq and is a predicted model, not a curated record.